Molecule: messenger RNA, 2302 nt
Organism: Somion occarium
Lineage: Eukaryota; Fungi; Basidiomycota; Agaricomycetes; Polyporales; Cerrenaceae
Source: the annotation of a GenBank genome assembly
UAUGGGUUUAAUGAAUAGUUUAGGUUACAUAACUCAAAUCUGGUAACUUAACCAUCGUUUAAGCGAGAUGUUCACCUUCAUUCCUGCUUCCUCUUGCAGGUUCGCGGUGGUGGUUUGCUUGUGCCUGCGCAGUGUGUUGUCUUUUUCUUUUCAAAGGAGCUCAACGAACUUCGCCGGUCGUUGUUCUUGUCACGAUUCUAAACACUACGUUUCUUGAACACGGAUCAUUGAUUCUCAACACGGUCAGCAGCCAUGUCCAUAUAUUCCUUACAGCUCUCUGCUCCAUUUCUCAAAAAGUGGUCACCUUUUGCUACCCCCAACACUGACACAACUCCUCAUCCGCGAAAAUCAGCGCAUUGCUCGCCAAAGGUCGCGUUAAACAUAUCUACCAACGUGUUGCGUCCGCCGUUACACGCAUCGUCACAUAAGCACGCGCACUCCAAGCAGCAUCCACAUUUACGCGUCGUUGCGUCAAGCAAGGCUUCAGCUACAGUCUCUUUGACCAAUGCCAAUGCCAGCGCGACUAGUAUUGCCUCAGAAUCCCUUCCUUCCUCUGGUGGACUACCAGGCAAUGAGUUAACGAACUCCAUACCAUUCCCGAGUGCACCAAUAGUUUUUCAGUCGUCUCGUGACAACGUACCACACGACUUCGACUAUGAUUCGGAGUCAUACGUUAUGGUCGACGCGGGUGUACGGGAAUACCCUUGUGUGAAUAGCUCCGGCCGCGAUUCCCCAACCGCUUGGCAUAUUGACCUGAGGAGACGAAGAGGCAGAUCCUGUCUCGCUUCUUCAUAUGUUCAUUCUGACAGCGUUGACUCCCCGACGCGACCAGCAACUCCUCCUGGUCUUUCUUCGACACCCAGUGCCGGAAGCGUGUCCGCAGGUGGGACGCCAGCUCCGCUUCAUCCUAUUGGAAAGAGACCCAGGGUACCUUCCGCCAGUACAUUGAAGUUGUCAAAACGAGCUAAAAGGAAUCGAAAGCAGACAGCAGAUUUGCAAUUUAUUGCUCUCAUGCAUCGUAGCCUUGCGAAUCACCUUCGAUCAUUGCUUACCGUGAGUGGACCAGAGCUAGGAGAAACGGGUAUGGAUACCUUGAGUGGUCGUUGUGAUAUUGUCCUGGAGCAGGACUUGCUCCUCGUUGAACGGCUCUGGUGUAGCCUUGUUGAACAGGGUUUCAAGCCUAUCCUUCUGCAUGACGCAGUACCAUCCGAGUCUAUCCCGAAAAUGCCGGGAACAGAGUUACCUGUAUCUGAUCAGGAUAUGAUCAUACCCUCUUCACCGAUCCUCUCUUCAACAAAUAAGGUGGUGAAUUCCGAGCUUAUGACCGUUUCACAACUCGUUGCAAGUUUGAUUCUUCGAACCAACGAUCGUCGCGCUACCCGUACACGAUCUAGCAGGUUCAAACGUUCUUCUAUCCCGAAUGCAAGACAGACGACACGUUCUCCACUUCACCAGGUCGUGUCAGAGACUUACGACCUUGAUGAAUUCGAUUUGUAAUCGAAGCACUCCGACCCUUUACGACCCUUUCACUUCCUCUUACGACUACGCCUCCCUCUUCUCGGACGCAUCAGUUUCUCGCCACAAGCUCGUGCCUCAUUUCGCGACAUCGCAUUGCAUUCCGACUUGUAUCCCUAUUCAGCUCAUCCGCAAGCCAAAGGCUUCACCGUCCCAUCAUUCCAUCACACUCGUGCGCCCAUUAUUUUCCCUCUCAGUUGUAUCUUAUACUGUACCCACCUGGCAUCACCCGUCCGAAUCUAUCACACACUCGUUACGCGUCUACUGUGCAUCGUGUGAUACGCUCGGCCUUGUCCGUCCAUUGUUCUUGUAUAUGCCGCUCGCUAGGCUUGAUUGUUCCGAACUGCUCAUGUUCGUUACCCAACUUCCCUUGAGGGCUUCUUUCCUUCACGCGACCUGAAAACGUGCCCGCUCUGGCGAGAUACUCGUCAACACGUGUAUCGUAGAAUCAGAAUACAGUCCCUUCGGAUGAAGGUCUCCUUGGAAGGAUGCGUGAUUGUUGAUAAGUAGGUCUCUUGGAUCACCAUGUGGUCUGCGGUGCGCUUCUUCACUCACGAACGGACGCCACAACGACAUAGCUCCUUUCUGUCUGAAACUUGGGCCCUGCAAAAGGAGUCCUACUUCUCAGGAAGUAUGUUUGUAUGUAGGUGUCAGUGGGUAUGGUCAAUGCAAAUACGAGAUCGUUAAUCUCUUGAGUACCCGUUUACGACGUUGUCAUAACCUUAUAUUGCAAGAGCGCCGGACCCCAGCCACGUAAGAAAGUCGUUUAGCAACGGGCCUCCGCCCC